AUGCUCGCUGCGCAACGUACCUAUAUUGUGGCCAUUGCCACUUUCGUAAUAGUGGCAACACUCUCUUUCUAUGCAUUCCGCGACCAAGGCGUAUUCGUCGUGGCGAGGAUCACGCGUCCAUCAUCGAACCCAACCCUCCGAGACACGGUUGCCAGUUUGUUUGCGUCCAUAAAACACGAUCCGAGCGCGACCGAAUAUGUCGAUCCGUCCGGUACAUACUAUGAGGGUGGAAGUGAGACGAUUUGGACGAAGCCUCUGGGCAAAAAGGUCUUGAUAGUGGACAUCGACACGCGUGUGCCGACUGGCGAGAACGAGCUUCUCAACCCAGAACGCUUAGAUUGGGACAACCUCAAGACCGAAGGCGCCGGCCUGGUCUCCAACUCCAUCAUGAACCAUUAUCUGUACGCCAUGGUCCAUGGCUACGACUACAAGUUCUAUCAAGCGCGCGACAUGAAGGACCACUACAACACGUGGAUAUUACCCCACGUUCUGCGCGAACUGAUACCUGAAUAUCAGUUCGUGAUUGUAAUGGAUGCCGACGUUACGAUAGCGCAUCCGGACGUCCCCUUCGAGUGGAUGUUCAAUCGCUGGGGCAUCAAACAGCACACAUCCAUAGCUCUUCCAUGGGAUACCGAAGAAAUCCGCGAUGAAGGCUCGAUUAGCCUAGACAGCAAGGGCAUGCGCGUCCUCAAUACCGGCCUUGUGGUUGCGCAGAACUCGUCCACGACUUUGGAACUACUGGAUGCGUGGCGCGAUUGUACAUCCGAAACACGCUACAAAGGCUGCGCGAAAUGGAGAUACGAAUGGAGCCACGAACAGCGCGCCUUUUCAGAAUACAUCCGCUACGACUUCAACAAGACGCCAGAAACGAUCGUUACGAUACCCUGCGACGAUGCGGUAGGGUGGCCCGGUUUCCGCCAGGAUAUGUUAUCUCGUCCUGGUACCGCCAACAAGGAUAUAUCGGAUUGCAACGGGAACUUCGUUAGGCACUACACAACCAUGGGAAAGACUCGUGUCAAAGAUGCGAGCGCGUCUAGUGUGAUGCAGAUGUUCAGCGACGCGCUGCAAAAGAGUAUCUUGGCAAACCCAAGUGAAGUCUGGUACAAGGAACCGGAAAAGAAGACCGAAAUGCCAAAAGAGCAGCCGGAUGAGGUACGGGAAGAUGAUCAGAGUAAACCAGACGCUGAUGUGGUUCUGAUCGAAAGAUAA
Alternaria ethzedia is the source of this 1209-nucleotide messenger RNA. RefSeq lists its product as uncharacterized. Gene Ontology annotation, molecular function: glycosyltransferase activity. The coding region runs from base 1 to 1209 and encodes 402 amino acids. Gene Ontology annotation, cellular component: Golgi membrane. The record is from RefSeq and is a predicted model, not a curated record. The transcript has 2 exons. Gene Ontology annotation, biological process: protein N-linked glycosylation. NCBI's taxonomy places the organism in Eukaryota, Fungi, Ascomycota, Dothideomycetes, Pleosporales, Pleosporaceae.